Messenger RNA from Salvelinus fontinalis (brook trout), 1277 nucleotides. RefSeq lists its product as uncharacterized. The record is from RefSeq and is a predicted model, not a curated record. The coding region runs from base 250 to 990 and encodes 246 amino acids. The transcript is spliced from 7 exons. Lineage: Eukaryota; Metazoa; Chordata; Actinopteri; Salmoniformes; Salmonidae.
UGUUCUCCUUCUCAGAGAGCAGGAAGAGCCGGGCAGCAUCGGUCAGGGCCAGGGCCUCCCCAGGAGCAUUGAAAAGAGUCUGCUCACACCUGUGGGUUCAGGGGGCAAUAGUUAGAGAUGGAGACUUGCCUUGCCAUUGCAAGGUCACAGAAGGCUGCAUACUGAAGACAGUCUUGCUGCUUCAGCUCUUUAGCCAACUGACCUGCAGCCAAGCAGAAAUACUGGAUUCACGGUUUACUGCUGCUGCUGAUGCUCCUGAGGUCAAGACCUCAUAGACAGAUGCUGGCCGAGACUCUAGACUCUGAGAGAGGAGGGAGUUCCAGAUCCAUCCCAGAUGCAGUGUUGAGUUUCCUCCACUGUGAGACAGUGUUGGAGAGACCCAGAGUUGAAGUUCAAACCACACGGCUGUGUCUUCUCAUCAUGGCCCCUCAAACUGUGAUGCUGCUGCUGCUUCUGGCUGCCAUGGCGACCAUGGUCCAGUCCGUUAGCAAGGAGAACGAACUGGAUUAUGGGUACUGGAACUACCGGGAGGGAGCUGAGAGUGUGAACGUGACCACUGUCCGCAGUGUGACCAGAGUCCUGGACGUCUGGGGAAAACGCAUAUUCAACGAGAUCAAGACCCUACUCCACUCUCAGCCCAGCACCCUGCUCCCUGACUACUCCAGGGUGCGCCCUCUGUCCGAGUCGCUCAACGAUCUCUUCAGGGAAGUCACUCUGCUGCACAGGCGUAUCACGGAACUCACCCAUCGCCUAGCAACCCUGGAACCAUUCCUCCGUCGCCACGGCUACCGGGACGAGGGGGAGGAGGGAGGGGGUGGCGGUAGCAGGGCUCUGCCACCUCGGAGCAUGAGAGGUGGCGCAGCGAGACUGACGAGGUACACCUUGAAGAAGGCGGUCCCUGUGAAGGGGACUAGGGUGGUGAGGAGGAGGAGGGUGAGAGUAUACAACAACGGACAAGUUAGGAUGCUGGAGAGUGCGAGUGAGAGAUAGCGGGAGGGAUUGUGGACUACGGAGGAGUGUGAUAGUAGGAAAGUUAGUGUUAGGGUUCUAAGUUCAGUGAGAGGUCAAAGGUGAAAGAGCGAGAAAUUAACGAAAUAGAGUCUGCAAAUAAUUAUAAUGUAUCAAAAUCUGAUAUCUAUUGUAGAAAGUUGAUGUAAAAUGUAUGUAUUCUCUGUCUCUGCUUCAUUACAAACAAAGAUGUGCAUCUGUAGUUGUUAUGUGUAUCAACCCAUGAGAGAGGAAUGAUAUAUUCAUUAAACAAACUCAUCAAGUGUCAA